Messenger RNA from Grammomys surdaster, 874 nucleotides. RefSeq names its product chromosome unknown C9orf116 homolog (gene Pierce1). Gene Ontology annotation, cellular component: axonemal microtubule. NCBI's taxonomy places the organism in Eukaryota, Metazoa, Chordata, Mammalia, Rodentia, Muridae. The record is from RefSeq and is a predicted model, not a curated record. Gene Ontology annotation, biological process: axoneme assembly. Bases 69 to 479 code for a protein of 136 amino acids. The transcript has 3 exons.
CAACAAGACGCCCUGCCGCAGCAGCCACAGACUUGACUGUCCUGGGCUAAUUUCCUGCGAGAGGCCAAAUGUCUGAAGAAAAACCCCAAGAGUGCACCAAGCCGGGGGAGCCCAAGGCUAAGCCCGCCCCAGAGAAGACGAGCGACUACUACCGCAUUAGCGAGAAGCUCCCAGUCAGGUUCAACAACCCAGCGUGGUUUCAUGGCUACAGGACCAACGAAGCUGUUUCCAUGUACAGGACCAGUAACCAAACCUAUGGGAGCAGAGCUCCCACAGUUCAUGAGAUGCCGAAAGUAUUUUAUCCAUCUUCAAAUAAGUUUUCCAGACAGCACGCAGCUUUUGGAAUGUUCCGGAGUCAUAAUAUUAAUGUCAGUCUGGACAAGAGCAUAGUGACCGGGCCCGACAAUCAUGUCACCCACUAUGAUCGCUUUAACUUUCACCCCAGUUACAAUGUUAACAGGCCAUCCUUCUGUGACUAAGGGAGCUGGAUGCCUGUCCUCCGGCUCUCCUGACUCAGGGCGGCUUUAGGGAGCACGGACGCCCCUAAUCCUCGACAAGAGCCCUAUUCUAAAGGUUUGGGUCUCACUGCCUUCUCAGAAAACAGUUUUCCUUUCCGGAGAGAAAAAUAUGCAAAUAGGGCCGGCCGUAAUGUCUUGUAUUCUGCAUUCCACACAGGAAAUAUGCUGAUGGCAUCUUUGUUUUAUUAAAAAGUUGCCACAGCCUCAAUGUCUGCCAUGCCUCAUAUUUGUUCUGAAGCAGUAGGGAACUGCACAUCUUGGAACCUGAAUCUUGGUCUGAAAUGGGGUGUGCCAGGGAGUGCCACAAAGUAUCUUUAUUUGGGAGCUGUUGUCAUGUGUGACCAUACUAGGCUAAA